AUGGCAAGUCUUUGCCGAAAACUAAAACUUUUGUCAUCAUUGCAGGGAAUUUUAGAAGUUGUAAAUAUUACAAGCCACUUUCAAAGACAUAAACAAAAUUUGGAAAAAAUUCGUGCUCUCUUAGUAGAUCCAACUGAUCGAAUUUGCUAUGAAAAGAAUAUUUGGAAUCUUGGUAUUAUUGAUAAUGUGGAUUUUAAAGAAACUACAUUUGGUUAUGGAAACAUUUUUGACGCUAUUAGAGAAAAUGCUACAUUACGGAUACUCUUUCAAUACCAACUACCUAAUGAAUUAUCUGAAAUUAUUGAAAUACAAGACAAAAAUAAGCAAAAACUUUUUGGGCAAAAUAAUUUUUCACAACAAACAUUCAAUAUUUUUAAUUCAGUUUUUGAACAAUUACUUACGUUUAAUGAAAAUCUCACUCCUAAUUAUCGUUCAGAUUUUAAUGAAAAUGAUAUACGUAAUCAAAUUAUGACACAUUUUGAAGGAAGUUUUAAUCUUCCGCCUCCCAAUGUUAUAAUUCUUGAUGCUGAAAAUCCACCAUCAAGUGAUUCCGCCGUGCAUAAAUAUCUAGAAAUGUAUAAAAAUGAAAUUGGUAUGGAAAAUAAUGAAUAUAUUAAUGUAGUUGCAGAUGAAGCUAUUUUUAGACGAGGUAUUAGUUAUUGUAAAACAAAUCAAAAAACAAAAAUGAUCCUUGGACAAUGGCAUACCAAUAAGGAUAUGAUGAUGGCAUUAAUUACAAUUUUUUCUGGUUACGGAAUAUUCAAUAUGGCAGGAAUAUUAGGUAUACGAUUUCUAGAUAAAUUAGAGAAAGGUGUAGAUUUCAGAGCAACUUCAAGAGUAUUGGAAUUGAUUUGGAUUUCCGUAGGAAUAGCAAUUCAUAUAUAUGUAAAAAAGAAAAAACAGACAUUAGAUAAUAUUUUAAAAGAAGAAAAUAAUUGUGUAAAAGUUUGGUAUUUAUAUUUUCAAUGGGCUAGUUAUUGGCGUGCACAUUGGUUUGGUAUUAGAUGGGAAUAUUUGAUUUACAACAUGAAAGUUUAA
This is a messenger RNA of Rhizophagus irregularis DAOM 181602=DAOM 197198, 1038 nucleotides long. RefSeq lists its product as uncharacterized. The record is from RefSeq and is a predicted model, not a curated record. Lineage: Eukaryota; Fungi; Glomeromycota; Glomeromycetes; Glomerales; Glomeraceae.